ACUAAGCGAGACCGAUUUGCUUAUCUAGCCAAAGUGAAAGACUUUUCUUUUUAAUUGCAAAGGAUUACGCCCGCUUGGUCAUCAUUUUCGAGGAGCUGAAACGAGACUUGUUGGUGUUUUUUUCUGUCAUUCUUUAACAGGCGCCAAGUUCUUUUCAAGGAAAUGGCAACGCCAGCGUUUGAGAGAGGAACACGGUUCGGAGAGCAGAGGGGAAACCAGAGCUGAAUGACAGGAUGCAGGCAACCUGAAGACGCGGAAAAAGCACAUUUUACUGCGUUGAGACAUUUUCUUCGUUGUUUUGGUUUCCUUUCGUCAAACGGCACUCAGAGGAGGGGAAUUACACCAUAUCGGACCACAAAAGGAUUUUCUCUCUUUUUUUCACGUUUUUCUAAUUUUAGUUUAUUUUUCCACUACCAAACACGGAAACGAGGAUGCAUUGUGGAUUAGCGUUGAUCCUCUUUACGGGAAUCUUUGUCAUCGCCAGGGCUUUCAAAAAUGACAAAUGUGGGGAUAACAUCAGAAUCACAAGUGCAAAUUACCUCACUUCGCCUGGCUACCCGGUUUCUUAUUAUCCAUCUCAGAAAUGCGUUUGGGUGAUUACUGCUCCGGGACCUCACCAGAGAAUUCUAAUCAACUUCAACCCUCAUUUUGAUCUCGAGGACAGAGAAUGCAAGUAUGACUACGUGGAGGUGCGGGACGGCGUUGAUGAGAGCGGGCAGCUGGUGGGCAAAUACUGCGGCAAGAUUGCCCCCUCGCCCGUCGUCUCCUCUGGCAACCAGCUCUUCAUCAAAUUCGUGUCCGACUACGAAACACACGGUGCGGGCUUUUCCAUCCGCUACGAGAUCUUCAAAACAGGGCCAGAAUGUUCCAGAAACUUCACCUCCAACAGUGGAGUUAUCAAGUCUCCUGGCUUCCCAGAGAAGUAUCCCAACAACCUGGACUGUACCUUCAUGAUCUUUGCCCCCAAAAUGUCAGAGAUCAUUCUGGAGUUCGAGAGCUUUGAACUGGAGCCGGACACCACCCCUCCCGCCGGGGUCUUCUGCCGUUAUGACCGACUGGAGAUAUGGGAUGGUUUCCCUGGAGUGGGUCCAUACAUCGGCAGGUACUGCGGAUCAAACACUCCGGGUCGGAUAAUCUCCUACACUGGCAUUUUGGCCUUGACAAUCAACACAGACAGUGCAAUCGCCAAGGAGGGCUUCUCGGCCAACUUCACCGUGGUGGAGAGGACCGUCCCUGAGGAUUUUGACUGCACAGAACCACUGGGUGUGGAAUCUGGCGAAAUCACGGCUGAGCAGAUAGUGGCUUCAUCUCAGUAUAGUGACAGCUGGUCUCCAGAACGCUCUAGACUCAACAACUUCGAGAACGGUUGGACUCCAGCGGAAGACUCCAACAAAGAAUGGAUCCAGGUUGAUCUUGGCUUCCUUCGGUUUGUCUCAGAAAUUGGAACACAAGGUGCCAUCUCACAGGAGACAAAGAAAGAAUACUAUGUAAAGUCCUACAAAGUGGAUGUAAGCUCCAACGGCGACGACUGGAUUACGCUGAAAGAAGGUUCCAAGCAGAAGGUUUUCCAGGGCAACACCAACCCUACGGAUGUGGUGCGAACACCCCUUCCCAAGCCCACGCUCACACGCUUCGUCCGGAUCCGACCGUAUACCUGGUACACAGGCAUCGCUCUGCGUUUUGAGGUGUAUGGCUGUAAGAUUUCAGAGUAUCCAUGCUCAGGAAUGUUGGGAAUGGUAUCUGGUCUCAUCACAGACUCCCAGAUCACCGCCUCCUCUCACACGGACCGUAGCUGGGUUCCAGAGAACGCCCGCCUGCUGACCAGCCGCUCAGGCUGGACCCUUCUGCCCCAGCCCCAGCCCUACGUGAAUGAAUGGCUGCAGGUGGACCUGGGCGAGGAGAAGCUAGUCAGAGGCCUGAUCAUCCAGGGAGGCAAACAUCGCGAGAACAAGGUCUUCAUGAAGAAAUUCCGACUAGGAUACAGCAACAACGGGUCCGACUGGAAGAUGAUUAUGGAUGCUACCGGCAACAAGCCAAGGAUUUUUGAAGGGAAUAUGAAUUAUGAUACCCCAGCAUUGAGAACAGUGGAGCCCAUCCUGACCCGGUUUGUGAGAAUCUAUCCAGACAGGGCCACUCCUGCUGGGAUGGGUCUACGACUGGAGCUCCUGGGCUGUGAGAUAGAAGCUCCCACCCUACCACCCACCACGCCCGCCCCUCCCACCACACCAUCAGACGAGUGUGACGAUGAACAGGCCAACUGCCACAGCGGAACAGGUGAUGACCAAGAUCAGACAGGUGGGACCACGACCCCCGAAACCACCACAGAGAUGGGCAUGUUGCCAGGUAAUAGAGCAUUCCAGUGGUUUGCCUGUGACUUUGGCUGGGCCAAUGACCCGUCCUUCUGUGGCUGGACUUCUGAAGACAGUGGUUACAGAUGGCAAAUUCAGUCCAGCGGGACGCCAACUCUUAACACUGGUCCCAAUAUGGACCAUACUGGUGGAUCAGGUAAUUUCAUCUACACCCUGGCGACAGGUGCCCAGGAGACAGAAGUGGCUCGUUUGGUGAGCCCGUUGGUAGCGGGUCAGGAGUCAGACCUGUGCGUGUCCUUUUGGUACCAUAUGUUCGGCCCACAUAUUGGCACACUGCACGUCAAACAGCGCAAGGAGAGCACACAAGGCACAGCUGAUAUCCUGCUCUGGACUGUCAGCGGUCACCAGGGAAACCGUUGGCGGGAAGCCAGAGUACUCGUACCCCACUCCACUAAGCCCUAUCAGGUGGUAAUCGAGGGGGUGGUGGAGAGGAAGAGUUGGGGUGAUAUCGCUGUCGAUGACAUCAAGAUCCUAGAGAAUCUCAACAUGGCUGACUGCAAGGAUCCUGAUGUUCCUACAGAACCCAUGCUGCCUGACGACAACUUCAACGAAAUCAUUGUGGACAUCACAGAGUACCCUGAGAUAGUGGAGAACAAUGGGAUCAGUGGUGCCGGGAACAUGCUGAAGACACUGGAUCCCAUCCUUAUUACCAUUAUAGCUAUGAGCGCCUUGGGGGUGUUCCUGGGUGCCAUCUGUGGGGUCGUUCUCUACUGUGCCUGCUCCCACGGGGGCAUGUCUGACAGGAACCUUUCCGCUCUGGAGAACUACAAUUUUGAACUGGUGGACGGAGUCAAGCUUAAGAAGGACAAGCUCAAUUCACAGAACUCGUACUCGGAAGCGUGAAGAGGGCCAUGAGAUGGACCUCACCACACAACGGAGGUGCAAGCAAAAAAAGAAAAACAAGAAUAAAGAAAAGAAAGAAAUGGGACUGCCAAACGCCCUUCCUCAUUGGACGAGGUUUGAGGCUCUGAAGUUCUGAGAACCAAUGGGAGGUUUGGACUGAGCCAUGCUUUUCUCAGGAGCUGCAGUGAAAGAAACCUACCAGUUGGAGGACACUGUGUACA
Chanos chanos (milkfish) is the source of this 3433-nucleotide messenger RNA. RefSeq names its product neuropilin 1a (gene nrp1a). Gene Ontology annotation, biological process: vascular endothelial growth factor signaling pathway; axon guidance; regulation of vascular endothelial growth factor receptor signaling pathway. Gene Ontology annotation, molecular function: vascular endothelial growth factor receptor activity; vascular endothelial growth factor binding; semaphorin receptor activity. The transcript has 17 exons. The coding region runs from base 432 to 3212 and encodes 926 amino acids. NCBI's taxonomy places the organism in Eukaryota, Metazoa, Chordata, Actinopteri, Gonorynchiformes, Chanidae. The record is from RefSeq and is a predicted model, not a curated record. Gene Ontology annotation, cellular component: plasma membrane; focal adhesion; axon.